AUGUUAGCAUCAUAUAAAAAAGUAAAGCACCAGGCUAGAACUUAUAAGCAAAAAAUGCUUAUUAUUAAUAAAGUCAAGAAUGAUGGUGAAUCAAUUUCAAAUGUCAUGAAACAAUUCAACAUCAAGCAGUCAACAAUCUCCGCAAUUAUAAAAUCUUCGCAAACAAUUGAAUCAACAAUUAUUUAUUUUGCGAUAACAGUUAAUUUAACGGAUUUUUAA
Molecule: messenger RNA, 219 nt
Organism: Clunio marinus
Lineage: Eukaryota; Metazoa; Arthropoda; Insecta; Diptera; Chironomidae
Source: the annotation of a GenBank genome assembly